AUGGGAAUAAAAAAUCAAGAGUUCUCUAGUUUGAGUAACCCACCGGUUAUUCAACGGAACUUAAGUUCAUUAAGCUCUCACAUUAAUAAAUGGAACACGUCGAGACCUACUUCUCCUCUAAAAAAGGAAGUAAAAUUGACUCGAAAAAUAUCUAAACCUAAAGCAAGACGCAUAUCUAUCAAUGAUGAGCAAGCUAGUUGUAGCAAUAAUAACUCUCCAUUCAAUGAAAGAAAUGAAAACGAUAUGUGGUUUAAUAUUUUUAAACCUAGCACUCUUGAAGACGUUUGUAUACAUAAGAAAAAGGCUAAUGAUAUUAUUACCGCAUUAAAAGGUAUUAUGUCCGGUAAAGAAGAUAUCAGAAUUUUACUUCUAACUGGUCCAAGCGGUUGCUCAAAGAGCACAUUCAUCAAGGAAGCAUCAAAAAUUUUAAUCCCUCAAUACAGAGCCCAUGGCAUUACCAGUUUGUUCAGUGAAGAAUCAGGUGAGCACCUACCAUCAACCUAUAUUGAAUAUUCUAAUGAUGCUGUUCUGAAUGGGAUUUCUUCGAUAGAUAGCUUCUAUGAGUUUCUCAAAGAAUCAAAAUAUCGUGUAGGAUCUAAUUUAUCAAUAAUUCUAGUAGAAGACUUCCCUAAUCUAUUUCAUAUUACAACACGACAAAAUUUUCAAAAAGUUAUAUUAGAAUGGUUGUAUAGUUCAGAAUUGAUACUUCCACCAUUGGUAAUCUGCCUUACUGAGUGUGAGAUCGAAGAUACAGAAAACAAUUUUCGACACAGUUUUGGUAUUGAAACAUCUUGGACAGCUCCAACAGUUCUUGGUAAUGAAAUAUUGAAUCAUCCAAAAUUAAAGCAAAUUAAAUGCAAUCCAAUAAAUAUGACUUUAACGAAAAAACAAUUAAAUUUUUUAUGUAAUGAAAAUAAAACCCUCAUUAUGGCCAAUAAUAAAUGGCAGCAAAAGGAUAUUAUAAUAAAAGAUAUAUCUCAAUCAACUGGUGAUAUACGAUCUGGCAUUGCAGCUCUCCAGUUUUGGGCAACAUCUUCAAGUGAUUUACCCAUUAUUACAAGAAAAAGUCCAGUUUCAUUUUUUCAUGCUGUAGGUAGGAUUAUUCAUGGCUCAAAAAACUUAACAGAUGAUAAUGAGAUGAUUAAUGAAUUAGAUGCUGAAUCUGAAACUCUCAUUUCUAGUUCUACGUUUAAAUUGGGUCUUUUAGAAAAUUAUCCACAUUUCAAUAAGUCAGAUUUUAGUAUAAAGACGGCAUAUGAUGUCUUGGAUGCUCUAAGUGUUGGGGAUUGCAUUAAAGAUGAUGAUAAGGAAUCUUUAAACUACACAUUAAGAAAAAUAAGAUAUUCUAUGAAUAAACAAAAAAUUAAUUCUAAUCAGCAUGGGAAAACUAGUUUUCCAAAAGAAUGGAAAAUCCGACAACUUCAAAAUGAAAUGGCAGUUGAAAGCUCAGAUUUAUUAAAUGUUUCUUUUUUUAAGUAUGGGCAAGUAAGACAAACCAGCGAUAUAUACUUAGAUUAUGCGUACUAUUCACCCUACAUAUGCAAACUACGGCAAUACAAAAAGAAAUCUCUUGAAUAUUACCUUAAUACGCUUCCCAAUAAUUCUCCGAUAAGAUUAGAAACCAUGAGGAAGAAUAAAGAUAACCUCAUCGUAGAUGAUAGCAUUGAUAUAGUUGAACGUCUUGGCAAAGAGAUUAAACCUUUGCACUUAGAUUCUGCAGAAAUCGAAAUUGAUAAUUCAGAUAUAAAUUUAAAACAACAAAGGCCAAUCGAUAUACUACGAAGGAAACGAGAUACUAAAUUACAAGCAUUGCGUAGCAUGUAUGAGAAAAAUUAUAGUCAAGAAUAUGAAGAGAUAAUACCUGAAGAAGAAUCAUAUUUCGAAAAUGAUCCAAUAGUUGAUCCAGAUGAUUCAUCUUCUAACGAAGAUGGUCUCGAUAAUGGAUUUCCUGAAAGUGAUGAUGAAGACGAUGACGCCUUGUACGAGUACUUAUCUCAAAGGAAACCUCAAAAUUCUCAAUCUCAACAGCAGUCCAUUCCUACUCCAUCAAACAACAUAUCAUUCAAUGAAUCAUUAUCGGAUUCAGAUCUUGAAGGUUUAUGA
Molecule: messenger RNA, 2103 nt
Organism: Henningerozyma blattae CBS 6284
Lineage: Eukaryota; Fungi; Ascomycota; Saccharomycetes; Saccharomycetales; Saccharomycetaceae
Gene: RAD24
Product: Rad24p
Exons: 1
Coding region: 1-2103 (700 amino acids)
Biological process (GO): DNA repair; mitotic DNA replication checkpoint signaling; DNA damage checkpoint signaling
Molecular function (GO): chromatin binding
Source: RefSeq, a predicted model, not a curated record